This is a messenger RNA of Lycium ferocissimum, 1603 nucleotides long. Its product is annotated as mRNA cap guanine-N7 methyltransferase 2. The record is from RefSeq and is a predicted model, not a curated record. The transcript has 11 exons. Gene Ontology annotation, biological process: 7-methylguanosine mRNA capping. Gene Ontology annotation, cellular component: nucleus. Gene Ontology annotation, molecular function: mRNA 5'-cap (guanine-N7-)-methyltransferase activity. The coding region runs from base 104 to 1153 and encodes 349 amino acids. NCBI's taxonomy places the organism in Eukaryota, Viridiplantae, Streptophyta, Magnoliopsida, Solanales, Solanaceae.
GGAAUAUCUCCAAAUAAAUACCAAUUUACGACAAAACUACGGCUACAAUAUCUUCAGAGCUAUUGAGUAGGGUUUAACAGUGUAUGUUGGGGUUUUAGAGACGAUGAUGAUGGCAACUCAACAUCGACUCCUCGAUUUCGUUAAAACUGUUCUUCUUAAAAUAUUCGUUUCCCCUUAUGCAACUGUUUGUGAAAUGUAUUGUGGAAAAGUAGCUGAUGUGGAGAAAUGGGAUGAAGCUCAAAUUGGUCACUACAUUGGCAUUGAUGUGGCAACAUCGGGGGUGAAUGAAGUGAAGGAAGCGUGGGAGAGUCAGCGGAAGGCUUACACAUCUGAGUUCAUUGAGCUUGACCCUUGUAUUGAAGAUAUAGGCUUCUAUUGGAAGGACAAGGAGAAACAGGCUGAUAUUGUUUUCUGCAUGCACAAUUUACAUGUGUGCUUUGAUAAUGAAGAGAAAGCAAGGAGGCUAUUGCAUAAUGUAUCAUCUUUGCUUAGACCAGGGGGUUACUUUCUUGGUAUUACUCCUGACUCAUCUACUAUAUGGGCAAAGUACCAGAAGAAUGUUGAAGCAUACCAUAAUAGGAGUGGUGGGAUGAAACCAAGCAUAGUUCCUAAUUGCAUUCGAUCAGAAAAUUACAUGAUUACUUUUGAGGUUGAGGAAGAGAAGUUUCCUUUCUUUGGCAAGAAGUACCAAUUGAAGUUUGCAAGUGAUGUCUCUGCUGAAACCCAAUGCUUGGUUCAUUUUCCAAGCCUGCUCAGGUUGGCCAGAGAGGCUGGCCUUGAGCCCACGGAGAUUCAGAACUUGACAGAUUUUUAUGAUGAUAACAGAGCACAAUUUCUUGGAAUGCUACAAGAUGCUGGUCACAACUUUAUUGAUCCCAGGGGCAGACUCCUUCCCAGAUCCUAUGAUGUUUUAGGUCUAUACACCACAUUCAUAUUUCAAAAGCCUGAUCCAGAUAUUGCACCUCCACUUACUACUCCAUUUUUGCCUGUUGGAAGCCACAAUCUUGAUGAGAUGGAAUGGCAAGUCAUUUUGUGGGAUGAAGAGGAGAAGAAUGGACAGACCGAUUCAUCUAUUGGGUUGGGCAAGAUAACUGAGCAAAAAGGGAUUUUAGGUCCUGGUCCUGCAGAAUUACGUUUCCCUGAAGCUAUUUGAUGUGAUUGUGGACACUGGAUGGUGGUUGGAAGGACAACGUGCAGAGGCAGAUCCAGGGUCCAUUUUUAAGAUUCUCAGCAUUGAUUUCAUUGUACUGUUAAAAUUAUAAGUUCAGUUCUAAGUUCUAAUAUUUGUUGAGAUUUUAGUAGGUGAACAUAUAUAUUUGUACUCCGUAUCAAAAGUUAUGGGUUCAGAUGAACCCGUAGCCAAAAGGCUACAUCCACCCCUGGGACAUGGCGGAAGUCGUGAGUUCUCACUCAUUUCAUCCCAAUUCAUUUUUGCUCUACCAGGGAUAGACAUAUUGGUUUGCUGAAUGGCAAGAUGUGUAUCAGUGUAUCAAUUUGUUGCAUCAUGGAUAGACAUUUUGGUUAGUGGAUAGGCUUGAUGUAUAUAGAUCCCUAUGGGAACUAGACCGUAUCAAUGUAAUUAACAAUUGAAGAUUCAUCUCCA